Solanum dulcamara is the source of this 3361-nucleotide messenger RNA. Its product is annotated as pentatricopeptide repeat-containing protein At5g04780, mitochondrial. The transcript has a single exon. The record is from RefSeq and is a predicted model, not a curated record. Lineage: Eukaryota; Viridiplantae; Streptophyta; Magnoliopsida; Solanales; Solanaceae. The coding region runs from base 257 to 2125 and encodes 622 amino acids. Gene Ontology annotation, molecular function: RNA binding; zinc ion binding; protein binding. Gene Ontology annotation, biological process: RNA modification.
UCUGCAUUAAAUUUAAAAAAGUCAUUUUUCACAAAAAUCUCGAAACCAAAGACAAUAUAUAAGUAGCAGAGAUAUCUUGUAUUACUCGCAAAUCAUAUCGAAUCGUCCUAAUUUUUUAGAGUUACAACCAAAGAUAGAAACAAGGCCAAUAGGCAAUAUGACUUGCUCUAAUAAGUAUUUUUCCCUUAUUGAACCUAAGUCCUGUAUUGUUGAGUUUAAACACUUUGAACUCCAGCACUGUGAGUAAAGCCAUGAAAUGAAACUCUUACGAAGAUGCAAGUUUUCCAAUCUGUAUAAUGCUCGCCGGAGAAAUUUAUCCUCCGUCGCCGAUGCUACACUUCAUAAAUCCGAUGAUGAAGAAGACAAUAUUUGUGGGGAAUACAAAGAUUCAAUCAUUCUACCAUAUUUGCACCGCACAGUACAAGAAUGCGCAAAAACAAGGGCCGCCAUGAGUGGAAAAUCUGUGCAUACCCAGAUCAUAAAAUCUGGGUAUGAAGCUGAUGCAUUGACAACAAACAUGCUCAUCAACAUGUACUCGAAAUGCGGAUUUAUUGAUUUUGCUCGCAAGGUGUUUGAUGAAAUGCCUCAAAGAACCCUUGUUUCUUGGAACACGCUAAUGGGUUCGUAUAUACAGAACAGAGAUGAAGAUGAAGGUCUCCGUCUUUUCGUUCGAAUGCUAAGGGAAGGGAAUAAGGUUAGUGGGUUCACAGUUUCAGGUGUUCUUUGUGCUUGUGCUGCCAAGUUUGCUGUUUUAGAAAGCAAACAAUUGCAUGCUUUUGCUAUUAAGGUAUCAGUGAAAUCUAACGUUUUUGUGUCAACUGCUUUGCUUGAUGUUUAUGCUAAAUGCGGGUUGAUGAAAGAUGCUUUUCGUGUUUUCGUUUCCAUGUCUGAGAGGAAUGAGGUUACUUGGAGUUCAAUGGUUGCUGGAUAUGUCCAAAAUGAGCUGUAUGAGGAGGCUAUAAUGUUUUUUCACAGGCUACAAAAGUCCGGGAUAGAGCAUAGCCAGUUUACUCUUUCUUCGAUUAUAUCUGCUUGUGCUGCAAUGGCUGCUUUGUUAGAAGGGAACGAAACACAUGCUAUAGUAUGGAAAACUGGUUUUGGUGCCAAUGUUUAUGUGGCUUCGUCUCUUGUAGACUUAUAUGCGAGAUGUGGAAGUAUUGACGAAGCUUAUAUUGUUUUUUCAAAUGCUGAGGUAAAGAAUGAUGUAAUAUGGAAUUCAAUGAUUUCUGGCUUGGCUAGAAAUGCGCGGCCCUUAGAGGCUAUGAAGUUUUUUGAGAAAAUGCAGUUAGCGGGAUUUUACCCGAAUGAAUCGACUUACGUCUCUGUGUUAUCUGCUUGUAGUUAUAUGGGUCUUGUUGACAAGGGGCGGAUAUAUUUUGACAAGAUGAAGAAAGAGCAUAACUUGUCUCCCAAUGUAUAUCAUUAUUCAUGUAUGGUUGACAUUCUUGGUAGAAAAGGUUUGGUUGAAGAAGCUAAGGAUUUAAUAGAAAAUAUACCCUUUGCUGCAACUGCUUCCAUGUGGGGUUCUGUCUUGGCCUCUUGCAGGGUCUAUGGAAAUGUUGAGGUGGCUGAAAUUGCUGCUAAACAUCUGUUUGAGCUCGAGCCUAAUAAUGCUGGGAACCACGUGUUGCUUUCAAACAUAUAUGCUUCCAAGAGAAGGUGGGGUGACGUUGCAUCAACAAGAAAGCUUCUUAAAGACAGUGAAGCGAAGAAAGAAAGAGGCAAGAGUUGGAUACAGAUAAAAGACAAGGUUCACACGUUCAUGGUCGGGGAGAGAAAUCAUCCAAGCAUUAUAGAGGUUUAUUCAAGAUUAGAUGAAUUGUUGGUAGGUAUGGAGAAGUUAGGUUACAAAGGUGAAACAGAACAUGACCUGCAUGAUGUGGAAGUGAGCAGAAAACAUGAGCUUCUGAGACAUCAUAGUGAGAAGCUUGCUUUUACUUUUGGAUUGAUGUGUUUGCCCUCAAAUGCUCCUAUAAGAAUUAUGAAGAACCUCAGGAUCUGUGGGGACUGUCAUUCUUUCAUGAAGUUUGCUUCAAAAGUAACACGGAGGGAAAUCAUCGUCAGAGAUGUUAAUCGUUUUCAUCACUUUACUAAUGGAUCAUGUUCAUGUGGAGAAUUUUGGUAAAGAAUGCAACUGCUUUGGAUUUUAGAUCCUUUCUCUGAACCAAGUGUUUUGGUUCAGAAAGGUUUAAAAAGUAAUUAAAAUAUGGUUCUUGUAGACCUCGACAUGUAUAAGAAAUCAGAGGCAUUAUAUCACGGGGAAGUUUAUUGCCUGUUAUCUCAACAUAAUGACUUUACAACAACAAUCUGGUUAAAAAACACUUUUCCUCCGAGCAUCUGAUGUGAUCACAAACUUUGUAAACAAGCUGGACUCCAGGCAGUGCCUUUCCCAUAAUAUGAUGAGUGAAGACCAUCAGCGACAUCUUCCAACACCGUCAGGUUAGAUGCUUAUGACAUCCAGCCAGGGGUCAGAAUGCGCUUGUACAGGGUCUUUGGUGGCAAUUCAGUGUCACCAAAGGAAGGUUAUCCAGGAAUAUAAUCAAAACACCAAGUCAUCGAGAAUCUUAUGGUCCUUGUGAGAAAACAAGGAAGAGUGUAUACGUUGUGACUUUGCUGCGCAGCUGCUGAUCCGUGACUAGUAUCAGGUGGAAAUUUGGAGUUUGAGAAAGGUGAAUCUUAACAAUACUACUACCUCUCAACCUAAUGGUCUCCUCAUCUAGCAGGAGGGAUUAUUUUACUUUUGGAUCGAACAAGAACUGAUAGCUUGACUGGACUAACUGAGUGUGGAGGUAACCUGGUUGAUGAACGUAAGGAGAUAUUAUUCGUUCGCGAAGCUGCACAGCUCAUUUACCUCCUGAAGUUUGGACAUUUCAUUUGCAAGGGGAAGGAAAUGAUAUGAUGAUGGAGAUGGUAGCCACCUCUUCUAGCUGAUAUUUUAGCUCAGGUAAUUGUAAUAAGGUAGCCCAUUUUCUGAUGAGGAGUAAUUUGGAGGGACUUCCAAGUCACAAACAUACCGUAAAGUUGUCUCAGUGUGACCUAAAGGUCACGGGUUUCAUGAGUGGUACUCCACUCUCCAACACUCUUCAUAUCAAUCAUUAUUUAUUAAGAGACGUCUAACAUUCAAAGUAAAUAAGUAAAAGUGAACGGAAGGGAAUAUAUCAUUUGUCAAGUAACAAUUAAAACAAAGUGAAGUGCUAACCUAACACAAUUACGACUACUUCUAAAACACACUAGUUCAUGUUACACAACAAAAUCGAAUAUAUAAGCACUUUUAGUUGUAAUAAAGUACAAACCAAAGAACAUACCAAAUCAUUUCAAAUCAUACUUGACAACAGAUGCCACACAUGAUGAACCUUCUUAG